Solea senegalensis (Senegalese sole) is the source of this 1545-nucleotide messenger RNA. RefSeq names its product ubiquitin-protein ligase E3B-like. The transcript has 11 exons. Bases 412 to 1545 code for a protein of 377 amino acids. Gene Ontology annotation, molecular function: protein binding; ubiquitin protein ligase activity. The record is from RefSeq and is a predicted model, not a curated record. Gene Ontology annotation, biological process: protein polyubiquitination; ubiquitin-dependent protein catabolic process. Lineage: Eukaryota; Metazoa; Chordata; Actinopteri; Pleuronectiformes; Soleidae.
AUGCCCUACCCGGAAUCAUUUAAUGCGACACACACGAUUAAGGACUGCAGUCAGUGUACGAAUCACCUCUCAUUGUUUACAUUUCGAAACGCUGUCUUUCCUUGGUUUUUGGGGUUGUCACUGACACAGGAUCAAACCUAACCCCGCAAUGAGGACAAAUAUCGCUAAUACAGUUUGAAGAAACCCCCCCGAGGUAAUAUCGAGCAGCCAAGCGACGACUAGCCCUGUGUGCUAACUUACCCAGCUCCAUCUUUAUCGUAUCGCCCGGUGCUUCAGAAAUGGCAAGUUAGUCUUCGCGAGUUUUCGUCCUGCUUGGAUGUCAAGAGCAAACAGAUGAGUGAGGGGAAAUAGCGCCGAGUGAGCCUAAAGGCCAGACUCAACCUUCGCUUGAGGAAUAUCGCAGGGUGCACAAUGUUUGGUGUGCCUCAAAGCUCCAAGUCCGAGUUCCUGGACAAAGCCAGGCAGGCCAGGGAGGAGAGGAAGGGGCAUAAGGAGAAGGAGAGAGCAGCAACCCAGAUCCAAGCUCUGGUCAGGAGGUUCCUCUGUCGAUGCAAACUCCAGAAGCAACUAAGGACAGAGGUUGAUAACUAUUUUCAAGCCUCUGAAACUGGAACAUCAAAAAGAAAUGCACUUUCACUUUUUAAAAAUGCUCGGAAAUUACUGUUCAUAUAUUGCCAAGAGGAUAAGAUGAGGUUUGAGAAGCUUUGUCGUGCCAUUCUGGCCAGCAUGGAGGUUGAAAAUGAACCUAAAGUCUGGUAUGUGUCACUGGCCCUUUCCAAAGACCUUACAAUUCCCUGGCUCAAGCAGGUAAAAGAUGUCCUGUGGGUCUGCUGUCAGCUACUGAAAAAUUUAAAGCCUGACAUACUACAGGACAAUAAAAUGAUAACGCUGUACCUCACUAUGCUGGUGACCUUCACAGACACCUCAACCUGGAAGAUAGUGCGAGGGAAGGGAGAAGCUCUCAGACCUGCUCUGAUGAGGAUGUGUGAAAAUAUCAUGGGGCAUCUCAAUCAGAAGGGGUUUUAUUCAAUGCUUCAGAUUUUGCUAACCAAUGGCUUGGCACGGUCUAAACCAUCUCUGUCUAAAGGCACUCUAACAGCUAUCUUCACUUUGUCACUAAGGCCGGUUAUUGCUGCUCACUUCUCUGAUAACCUGCUGAGAUCGUUCCUCAUCCACAUCAUGUCAGUUCCAGCUGUCGUUCAUCACCUCAAUGUGCUUACACCAGAGUGUAUGGCAUCAAUCCAGACGCAUGACCUCCUGAGGAAGUUCAUUUUAUUUCUCAGCCGAGAAGAACAAUGUUCAGACAUCUGUGUGUGUUUAGAGGGCAGCCAUACUCUCUGCUUACUUGGCAAUCUGAUUCACUUGGGUUUCCUUAAUGAGAAAGUCCUUGAAGAGGAGGCCGGCCAUUUUGUGAAGGACCUUACUGACAUGCUGUCAUACUGCCAGAGAUAUGUAUCCCAAAAGAAGUCUAACCUUACCCACUGGCACCCUGUCCUGGGCUGGUUCUCCCAAACUGUUAACUUCAUCCAGACCUUUUUCCAGUAA